Molecule: messenger RNA, 1180 nt
Organism: Papaver somniferum (opium poppy)
Lineage: Eukaryota; Viridiplantae; Streptophyta; Magnoliopsida; Ranunculales; Papaveraceae
Exons: 2
Coding region: 50-400 (116 amino acids)
Source: RefSeq, a predicted model, not a curated record
CAGAGCCACAGAGAGGAGCAGUUUUUAGAGUCAGAGAAAUUAUCAAAGGAUGCCGCGAGUGUUGUUUUGCGAGGGAGAUAUAGUGGAAGAGACUCCUGAGAUAUUGAUGGAGCAUACACUGGACUGGUAUAAUCCACAUAUACCCAUUUCGAGUCUGCCAUACGGAAUUGCUUUCCCCAACAGAAGAGAGGCUAUGAAUUACACCCGCAACUUCAACUGGCACUGGAGUAAUUUGCGCUAUAAUCGAAGAGUAAAGAUGGAACAGAUGUAUGAUCACGUUCCUCCUGGCGAUGGACAAAUUGUGAAGAGGCCUAGAUUUAAUCUGCCUUUUUGUCAGGAUGUUGCUGGAGGCGAAGAGGGGUCUACUCCAGGGGGAGACUUGUGUUUCGUAACAGUGUGAAUGAAGUUGGUAGUGGCAGUGGUAGUGGUAGUGGUGUUGUAGAUGACAAUGGUGGUGGUAACAGUGGUGAAAAUGGAGGUGGUGAGGCGGCAUCUACUGGAGAAAAUCAAGAUCAGCAGAGGGUUCCUCAGCUAAUUGGUGAUCGCAUUUGGGGGUGAGAGAUGAGUGGGUGGUUUUUGCCACUCAUCCCCGUCGAGGGCGGUUUGUGAUCAAUGAGGGGUGGUACUUGUGGGAGAUCGGUAUAUAGUUUGUGGUGGUGUGCGUCAGGGUUUCUAUGCAACAACCAUGCCUGAGACUAUCAGAGCUACAGUUCGCGAAAAUGCCUCCAUUCCCAUACCUAUUGAUGAUGUGAUUUUCCCCAAUUUGGAUAUGCUGACCCCUGUAGUUGGCCGGAUGGCUACAGAUAUUGUUGUUAUUACUAAUGCGGGGAAUGGUGAAGCGAAUCCUCCUCAGAACGUGCAAGCACCAGAACCUGAGUCAGAACCUACCCCUCCCAGAGCCAAUGUUGGUGUAAUCCAUCCUGCUGCUCCAGUUCCUACAAGUGAAGAUACAGAAGCAUCUGGGGAUGCUAGUACUAACUAAACUGGUAAAGUUCAUAUCUAUUUUCAGAGUGGAGUGAGGUGUUUUCAGAUGACAGAUCAAAAUAGUCACUUGCUGGAUUUUUUUUGUUGACAUUGCAAACAUAUUUGUUUUGGGUUUAAUGUUUGAAGGUUUGAAUUGAAUGUUGUGAAAAUUGGGUGUUUUUUGUUCAAUUACUCUGUGGAUGAUAAAGUGAUUUGG